Messenger RNA from Lolium rigidum, 849 nucleotides. RefSeq names its product flocculation protein FLO11-like. Gene Ontology annotation, molecular function: enzyme inhibitor activity. The transcript has a single exon. Gene Ontology annotation, biological process: negative regulation of catalytic activity. The record is from RefSeq and is a predicted model, not a curated record. Bases 1 to 849 code for a protein of 282 amino acids. NCBI's taxonomy places the organism in Eukaryota, Viridiplantae, Streptophyta, Magnoliopsida, Poales, Poaceae.
AUGGACCGCAUGCCUCGCUCCCUAGUCGUCGUGCUCAUCCUCCUCGUCUCCACCGCCCCCAUCGUCCGGCCAACCCCCCACAGCGACAACCUCCAGGACGCGUGCAACAAGACUCUGUUCCCCAAGGUAUGCAUCCAGUCACUGACGACUAACCCGGAGACCCGGACGGCAGACGCGCGCCGGCUGGCGGAGCUGUCCGUGUACGUGGCCAAGGAGGUGGGCACCACGGUGGCCGCGUUCGCCCACCACGAGCUCAGCGGCGUGAAGGAGGACAUCUUGUUCAAGUGCCUGGACAGCUGCUCCGACGACAUCGAAGAGACGGUAGCGCACCUGAGCGCGCUCACCCGGGAGCUCACCGACGCCAAGUUCCUCGAGGUCAAGUCGUGGCUUUCGGCCACGCUGGGAGGAACGUCCACAUGCGAGGAGAGUUGCAAGGACGCGCCCAUCAGCGACAUCAAGAACGCCGUCGUCACCAAGAGCCUCGAGUUCGAGAAGCUUCUCCGCGUAACGCUCGACCUCAUCACCGAGGCCUCUGGGUCCAUGUCCGCCGACGUCGCUGUGCCACCUACGGCCUGGGACGCCAGCGCUCCCGGAGGAUCCUACGGCGCCACCGCACCAGAGUCUUCCUUCGGCGCCACUGCACCAGAGUCGUCCGAGGGCGCCAGCGCUCCAGGCGCCGAAGAACCAUCCACUGACAGUGCGCCUGCGCCAUCGACGGAGGCACCGUCCGCCGACGUACCAUCAUCAUCCGCACCUAGCGCUGAGGCGCCAGAAUCCGGGGAAGCUGGCGCACCGUCCCCGUCCCCGUCCACGGCUGCCGGUGCUCCUGAGGCCGACUCAACGGCAUGA